AUGCCCGGGCCUCGCAAAUCAUGUGAGCGCUGCCGUUUGCGCAAGGCCAAAUGUGUGUGGCCGGAGAACUCGACUACGAGCUGCACUCGAUGUCAACAAGACGAUGAGCCAUGCCAGCUGCCUCCCCGCCAUGCUCACUCUUCGUCCAGGCGAGAGGCCAAUGCAUCAGUCACGAACAGCUCAGUACUCAUGUCAGUACUCAAAGAGAGCCGUGCUGCCACCGUCGAUAAUGCCACCGGUGGUGGUCUAGCUUCCGCGACGUUCGACCAGCGACUUCGCCGGCUGGAGGAUGGCAUUCUGAGGCUUGCAGAUGCCUCAUCCAUUCCGGCAAACCGGACAGACCAUGGCAGUGGCAUUGACGAAGCUACGCGGCCAGGGCGUAUGGCCUCGCGUGGCAUAGAAAUGCCAGGACUGGAUCCUCCGCAUGUUGAAGCGCAUCGGAUCUAUUCACUGAAAGCAAACCGCUCCAAGUAUGGCGGAUCUCAUGCAGGAAGUCGGACGUUGUCCACGUUCGGACUCAGUCCUGUGCCGGACGUGCAACCAGUGGCGACUCAUCCCGUGGCAAUAGACACCUCGCACCUCCCCACAGGCAAACCAUUGCCGCGCUGUUACCUCCCGGCCACCGAUGAAGGUGUCUCCCUCUUGACAGAGUUCUUACACGAUUUCAACAGCAAGAUCCCGCUGCUCUCGCCCAUGAUCAUCGUUAAUCAUGUCAAGGACUGCUAUUCCGGCGCUGCGGACAAGCUUCCAGAAUCUUGGGUUCUCACUUACAUUACAUUUGGCAUCGCACACCGCAUGCGGGCAACGAGCAUGUUUGGCUCAUCUGAGGAUUCGGCAAUGGCGGACUUCUAUAUGAACAAGUGCCUCUGGAAGCUCGCAGACCUACUGCUCGGUGAACCAACCUUGCAACUCGUACAAUGCCUUCUCGGCGUUGCAAUCUUGUUGCAGACGUCGGACAGGUCUCAGCGUGCAGCCUCGUUCGCUUCCAUUGCAAUGCGCAUGGUUCAAGAUCUUGCGUACAAUGACGAGUCUUCCGCCGCAGAUGAAGAUAGAGAUCAAUGCAGGACGAAACGAUACACAUUCUGGAUUGCUUUCUUCCUGGACACUGACUUGGCUUUUGCAAAGAUGCGACCUUCUUCGCAAAGACUCGCAGACAUCAGAACUCCGUUGCCAAACACGCACGAUCAAGACUGGUGGGGACUAGCAUCCUCUUCGGAUACAGGGGGUGAUUGGAGCAUCAACGUUUUCUCUCUCCACGCCAGUCUUGCACUUAUCCAGGCCGAGAUGCUUGAAGAGGUGUUCUCGGUGAAGGCCCGCCAACGAACAUCGAGUCAGACGUUUUCGGCGUAUCGGGCAGUUGUAUCGAAGUUGGCGGCGUGGCGACGAAGUAACGUACUGCCCAGCUUGGAUGCCACAGAGCUGUCGCAAAGCACGUAUCGCUCCGAUAUGGUGCAUCUCGUCGUCCUCGAGGCAAUGUACUUUCGCACCCUCUUCCACCUCCACGCAUCGCAUACUCUGGGUAACUUCACCACAAGUAUAGACGUGCUGUCGACUGAGGCGCUUCAUAGCCUAUCACUGACUGGUCUGCCGGCCUGCGUAGAGGAUGCUCAACGAUUUCUUGCGCUGGUCGGCUUGAUACCUGACAGCGUUACCCCGCUCACUUGGAUAACCACUCGAGCAACUCUGGCCGCACUCUUUACGGUCUUGAGCUUCGGCGUCCGCUCACUUGCCACUGAAGGAGGGCUCCUCAUAUCCUCAGCCGACGCAUCAUCUUACAUGGCUAUUCUCAGCGCGCUGGAGUCUGCAGCUGAGCAAUCGAAUGACGUUGGCCUGGCCAGAUCAACUGAGCAUUGCCGUCGGGUGUACAUGCAAGGGGGGAUCAGUUGA
Molecule: messenger RNA, 1887 nt
Organism: Saxophila tyrrhenica
Lineage: Eukaryota; Fungi; Ascomycota; Dothideomycetes; Mycosphaerellales; Extremaceae
Exons: 3
Coding region: 1-1887 (628 amino acids)
Biological process (GO): regulation of DNA-templated transcription; DNA-templated transcription
Molecular function (GO): zinc ion binding; DNA-binding transcription factor activity, RNA polymerase II-specific; DNA binding
Source: RefSeq, a predicted model, not a curated record